Centropristis striata (black sea bass) is the source of this 1736-nucleotide messenger RNA. Its product is annotated as homeobox protein engrailed-1-B-like. The record is from RefSeq and is a predicted model, not a curated record. Gene Ontology annotation, molecular function: RNA polymerase II cis-regulatory region sequence-specific DNA binding; DNA-binding transcription factor activity, RNA polymerase II-specific. Gene Ontology annotation, cellular component: nucleus. Lineage: Eukaryota; Metazoa; Chordata; Actinopteri; Perciformes; Serranidae. The transcript has 2 exons. The coding region runs from base 207 to 1073 and encodes 288 amino acids. Gene Ontology annotation, biological process: regulation of transcription by RNA polymerase II; multicellular organism development; neuron differentiation.
UAGUAAGUCGCCGGCCAUGACGCGCUGGAGCGCCUUUACGCAAGCAGGAUGUCCAGAGUUUGCAAAUAAUUACACCAACGAGCAAUAUCGAAGAUAAAGUAACUAUGUUUUAGUGCUUCCUGUUGUCAUAUUUUGGAUACAAACAAAGUCACACAGCGUGUAAGUGGAUUGAGAGAGCAGAAGCAACGUUCUGAAGACAAGCAGCGAUGGAGGAGCAGAGGGACUUGAACAGCACAGAUAGCAGCGAGGGAGAAAGCGUCUCCCCGUCUCCCAGCCUGCCCUCGCCGCCCAUAUUGCCUCUGCAGGUUGCUCAGCAGGCACACAGAACCACCAACUUUUUCAUCGACAACAUUUUACGGCCGGACUUCGGCUGCAAGAAGGAGCACGCCCUGGGCCCUCGGGAGAGGGCGCAGACCUCCGGCCGGGAUCGGGACCGCGUCCACCCGCUGGUCACCAGACCUAGCCUUCCCGGAACGCCGUGCCAAGACUCUAAUUGUAGCAGUGACAGUACUUCGUCCUCCGCCUCUUUGACUAGUCCUAAAAAGAGUAACGGCAGCAGCGGAGGAGACGCGGCCGCCUCCACGGGGAGCAGCGGCGUCAAAGCCGAGGAGAGGACUGGCGGCGGGGCCGGGGAGAACACGUCCUCCUCGCUGGUGGUGUUGAACGGCACCGGGGCGCCCACACCGGAGAGCCAGCCGUUACUCUGGCCUGCCUGGGUCUAUUGCACCCGGUACUCGGACAGGCCAUCAUCUGGCCCAAGGACACGGAAACUGAAAAAGUCGAAAAGCGGCAAAGAGGACAAGCGGCCGCGCACGGCCUUCACCGCCGAGCAGCUGCAGAGACUGAAGACGGAGUUUCAGGUGAACCGCUACAUCACAGAGCAGCGGCGCCAGUCUCUGGCCCAGGAGCUCAACCUCAACGAGUCUCAGAUCAAGAUCUGGUUUCAGAACAAACGGGCCAAGAUCAAAAAGGCCAGCGGCUUCAAGAACGGGCUGGCGCUGCAGCUGAUGGCGCAGGGACUGUACAACCAUUCCACCACCACCAUCCAGGAGGACAAGGAGGACAGCGACUGACCGCCCGGCCGGCCUGCUGCACCACCACACACUCUGUACAUUGUAAAUACUAAAUAUCUAAUUUAAUGACGAGGACGGGGCGGAGAGCUGGAUCUUGUUUUGUCAGUAGCUCUCCUCUUCUUCUUUUCUCCCCCUCCUCUUCACAAGUGACCGUCCAGCAGAACAGACUGCAGACUGCCACUGCAAAACCAAAGAUUUUAUUGGAAAACAGCCUGGACAGUUUCUAAGACAAUAAAGACAAAAUCAACGUAUGUCUGUGUCCCCCUGAGCCGCACCGCCUGCUCAUUGUGUCAUGUUAAGUUGCUGUGGUUCUGCUGCGGUGCACCGGGCCAACAACAGCCCAAACACCGCGAGAGCAGCCGCUGGCUCCAUUUCACUUGUUUUGUUGUUUUCCCGGACCAACUGAUUUCUAAGAACUGUAAUAAUCCAACAGGACAUUUUACAGAGAUGCCACACAAGUGCCAACAAGAAACAAUAGGCCUAUAAUGGUGAUACAGCAGGUGAUAAACAAACUGCAAAAUCACUUCUGAGCACAGAAACACACGAUUAAUGCCUUCGGGAUUUUUAUAGGAAUAUUUUAGAAAAAGACCGACUAUAAUAUCGAGUACUACAGUGUUAACAUCAGUAGGCCUAUGCUUAAAACAAUAAACAAAUAAAACAUUU